AUGGUUGUCAAGGUUGGCAUCAACGGCUUCGGUCGUAUUGGUCGUAUCGUCUUUCGAAACGCUGUCCUACACGACGAUGUCAACGUUGUCGCUGUGAACGAUCCUUUCAUUGAGCCAAAAUAUGCUGCCUACAUGCUGAAGUAUGACUCUCAGCACGGUCAGUUCAAGGGUACCAUCGAGGUCAAAGAGGAUGGUCUUACAGUCAACGGCAAAGAAGUCAAGUUCUACAUGAAGAAAGACCCAGCUGAGAUCCCAUGGUCCGAGACCGGCGCAUACUACAUUGUCGAGUCAACUGGUGUCUUCACCACCACCGACAAGGCAUCCGCUCACUUGAAGGGUGGUGCAAAGAAGGUUGUCAUCUCUGCUCCUUCUGCCGAUGCUCCUAUGUUCGUCAUGGGUGUCAACAACGAAGACUACAAGUCCGAUAUCCCAGUCAUCUCGAACGCCUCUUGCACGACCAACUGCCUGGCACCUCUUGCAAAGGUCAUCAACGACACAUUCGGCAUGAAGGAGGGGCUAAUGACCACAAUCCACUCAUAUACUGCCACACAAAAGACUGUCGAUGGCCCUUCGGCAAAGGACUGGCGAGGAGGUCGAACUGCUGCACAAAACAUCAUUCCAUCAAGCACUGGUGCCGCCAAGGCUGUCGGAAAGGUUAUCCCAAGCUUGAACGGCAAGCUCACCGGUAUGUCGAUGCGCGUUCCCACCUCGAACGUCUCCGUUGUCGACCUUACCUGCGUACUCGAGAAGCCAGCCAGCUACGACGAUAUCAAGAAGGCAAUCAAGGAUGCUUCCGAGGGCAAGUUGAAGGGUAUCCUUGCCUACACAGAUGACGAGAUCGUCAGCACUGAUCUCAACGGUGACAACCACUCUUCUAUCUUCGAUGCCAAGGCUGGUAUCGCAUUAAACGACCACUUUGUCAAGCUUGUGUCAUGGUAUGAUAACGAAUGGGGCUACUCGCGAAGAGUUCUUGAUCUCCUAGCAUACAUUGCCAAGGUUGACGGAAACGCUUAA
Lithohypha guttulata is the source of this 1014-nucleotide messenger RNA. Its product is annotated as glycerol-3-phosphate dehydrogenase. Gene Ontology annotation, molecular function: glyceraldehyde-3-phosphate dehydrogenase (NAD+) (phosphorylating) activity; NAD binding; NADP binding. The record is from RefSeq and is a predicted model, not a curated record. The coding region runs from base 1 to 1014 and encodes 337 amino acids. The transcript is spliced from 6 exons. Lineage: Eukaryota; Fungi; Ascomycota; Eurotiomycetes; Chaetothyriales; Trichomeriaceae. Gene Ontology annotation, cellular component: cytosol. Gene Ontology annotation, biological process: glycolytic process; glucose metabolic process.